This is a messenger RNA of Xiphias gladius (swordfish), 3814 nucleotides long. It is a transcript of the gene eva1bb, whose product is annotated as eva-1 homolog Bb (C. elegans). The record is from RefSeq and is a predicted model, not a curated record. Lineage: Eukaryota; Metazoa; Chordata; Actinopteri; Istiophoriformes; Xiphiidae. The transcript is spliced from 3 exons. Bases 599 to 1090 code for a protein of 163 amino acids.
AUUUCCUGUUCCACCCUCCUGGCUUAACAGUGAACAGACCUCACUCUGGUGUGGCCAGCACGGGAGAGAUCACCUCCCUCUGGUCGGCAGUGAGGUUCAAAUCUGCACAGGGUCAGAAUAAGUCAGGGAAAUUGAGAUUUCCCUAAAAGCGGGGACUCUGGUGGGGUUUACUUGCAAGUUGGGGCUUUUAUUUUGGAGUCAGGUGGCACAUUCACUUUAUCUCUCAGGAAAAGGAAACACCUCCUUCUCGAGACGAGUGUGGACCGUUUCUGGCCGGUCCUCUUCCCUCUGUGGGAUGAGAGCGAGUGGAUCAUUGUGUGGAGCUGCUCCCUUUCUAGUCCAGCUGCAAUAUUAGUUCCUGCAAUAUUCCUGAGUGACCAACAACCUCUCACUGCUUUUCUGUCUGAGACAUGGGAUCUUAUCUGAAUGUUGGCUGACAGACCAAGUCCAGAUUUGGAUCUAAAUUCUUUGUUUUUCAGUGGAAGCUUUAUAGUCAAGCUGAGCAGCUCUCAUCCAGGACCAAGGAUCUGCUGCCGCAGGAGUUACGAGUGUUAAAAGACCUGGAGAUGGUAGAUAUUUGAACGAGCAGUGAACUAGGAUGGAGCCUGUUAAGAGAGACAUGGAGCUGCUCAGUAACAGCAUGGCGACCUACGCCCACAUCAAAGCCAAUCCAGAGAGCUUCGCCCUCUACUUCAUGAUGGGUGUCUGUUUCGGUCUGCUCAUGGCGCUCUGCCUCCUAGUGGCCGGCAUCGCCUGCAGGACUCGCCGCCACAGAAGACCCCCUCCAUCCCCCGAGAGGAGACAGCUGAAGGAGUCCAGCGAGGAGGAGGAAGAGGACGAGGAGAGCGUCGAGGACGAAGACGGGGAGGAGGCGGAGGUCCCCAAAGUGACAGAAGGGGCCUUGAGUGAUCGCAGCAGCCAGUCCAACGGCACUCUGAGGAGCGUGAAUGUGUUCGCUUCGGCUGAGGAGCUGGAGAAGGCGAGACGUCUGGAGGAGAGGGAGCGAAUCGUCAGGGAGAUCUGGAGGAACGGGCAGCCGGACAUCCUGGUAACAGGGACGGGGACUAUUGGACGAGUGCAUUACCACUAACAGACACUUCUCACGGACUACGAAGGGCAGGACACACACAGUACAUCGGACAGAAAACAUUUCUCUCCUUGAUGUGCAUUGAGACCCAAAGUGUUCAAUAGUAAAAGGGCGCUCCACCGAUUUUACACACAAAGAUCAGUUCACUCAUCACGAGGAAUAAUACUCAGCCUGUGAAAAGGGUUUUAUAAUGUCCUAUGUGGCUCCAUGGGGAGAUUUUUAGAGUCUGAAUAAACAACUUCAAAGGUUACCUCAGCUUAGGCAUGGGGCUUCAAAUUUGUAGCGUAAAGCCUGCGCUACAAACCGGGAGUGCGCGGUUUGAAAGACGCGGGCAUUUACCAGUCAGGGAGGGUCUAACAAAGGAUGAUAUUAAGUUGCAUUGUGGGAGUUGUAGUAUUCAGUGCUUUUGGAGAUUAACCCAUCCUAGGUCCAGGCUCAGGUUCAGGUUCAGGUUUACUGUUAUGUCCGCACAUACAUAGAGAGAGACGAAGUGUUGUUCCCCGUGGAGCUCAGUGUAACAGAACAGAGAUACAAAAACUGCACAGUCUUACGGGUAAGAGUAAGAGUGAGCACUCUUACGUUAGCAGCAACAACUUGGAUGUAAACAAGAUCCAGUGUAUUUUCUUCUCUUGUAGCAAACCUGCCAUGCUGGUGGAAUUUCAGCAAAACAGCCUUUAAAAAGGUGUUAUAUGUAAGUUUUUGCUAUCGCUACAUUUUGCCAUUAUUUCUAUCACUUCUUAACGUGUUUUUUUUUUUGCCCUCUGGGCAGCGCUACUUCUUUAUCCUCUCAUGUUGGACUGAGGGCAGACUGGACUCUACAGUGACUCACUGUCACCUCUCCAUGUACAACGUGGUAUUACAAGAUGGGGCGGGCCGGGGCUAGCUGGUUAGCACGCUAACCUCAGUAGAUAUCUCUGCAAUACAAGACACAGAUGUGUCUGCAUUAACAUCAAAACUGUUAUUUCUUCACAUUCUGUUGAUAAUUUUGAUUAAUUUUUUAAUGUUUUAAACUAAAAUACUUACAUAUAGCACCUUUAAAUUUGUAUGAGUGUAGUCUGGGUGUGUGCUACAAUAACAACAGCAGUGAAGUCCCUCGGCAGAUAGUGUGGCCGGCACUUCACGACUGUAAACUCCACCAGCAGAGAACAGCACUGGGACACAACCACUGUGUUUGUGGACCUUUCUUUGUGGAUAUAAACGCAGUCCACCUCCACGAGUCUUACUGGACAGCGAUGAUUCCCUAUUGGCUCAGUAGCAAGUUAGGCCGUGUCCAUAAUGUUGCUGCGUAGCCAUGUUUAAAUGAAAACAAAGACGGAGUAGUUCUUUGCUGGUUCAUGCUGGCUGGUCCGUCGUACUCACUUGGCCAAUCUCCAGUAGAACCUCUAGAAGGUGCUGUGGCUUUUGGUUUUUUUUGUUGUUUUUUUUUUUGUUUUAUUUUUACACCGCAAGACAAGUAAAACGACAAAAGCACUGAAAUAUUUGGUCCGACAGAGGCCAUUGUAUCUGCACGCGCUGCGACUGCAAGCAAUGAAGGAACAACCAAUGACAUGACAUAAGCACAAUAAGUUGCAUUACACAAUAAUUCAGAAGUGGAUCAGAGUUGAUAUGAGAUCAAUUUAAAGAUGACUUAAUCACACCUGGGGCCUGUAACAUGAAGCAAGAUUAUCUGGUUAUCCAGGUAUCUCUGGGCUUAACCCAGGAUUUCCGGCAUCACGAGGCCGUCUCACUUUUCAACUGGAUAGGUCACCAUGGUAACCUAUGCUGCAGGGCCAACCUGAUUCAGAGUAGACUAAAGUCUACUGGGGAAAAAAAAAAAAGAAAAACACUAGAAAGUCAGAAUAUCUCAGGCUCUGCUGCUUCUGUCUUGACUGUUCUUUAUCAGUUUAUCUGCCGCUGUGAAAUACUUCAUCACCUUUUAAAUAAAUGAAGAAGACAUUAUGAAAUAAAGAAUCAUUUGAAUAAAUACAGAUGAAAUAUGUACUAUAACCAUGAAACUGUCAUAUUAACCAGUACAUUUUUAAAACUCAGCUCAGUGUUAUGAAAAGUUAUUUCAUCAGUAGUGGAAAGUAACUAAGUACAUUUACUCCAGUACUGUACUUAGGUGCAAUUUUAAGGGUCUUCAUUUGAGCAUUUCCUUUUACUGCUACUUUAUACUUUAUACUCCAAUAUAGUUCAGAGGGAAAUAUUGUACUAUUUUACUUCACUGCAUUAAAUUUCAUUGGAUAGCUUAAGUUAUUUUUGCACCUUCAGAUUAAUAAUACAAAAUAUAAAUCAAGAAACAAAUUCUGAUGUAUUGUUGUAGGUUAAGAUAAGACUGUAUUUAUCCCCGGGGGGGAAAUUCACAAGCUAGCCAGCAGUAUAUAAAGUUAUUAAAAUCAUCCCCACCCUUACCAGCUGCAACAUUAAGGUGAUGUGCUCCUUAAUGCAUCAUUAAUUCUAAUCCAAUAAUAUAAUAUACAUUACUGUGAAAUGGGCCAUCUGCAUAAUAAGUACUUUAACUUUUGGUACUUUAAGGAUAUUUUGAUGCUACAUUUCACUUAGACAAAAAUUUGGAUGGAGGACUUUUACCUGUAACGGAGUAUUUAUACACUGUGGUAUUGGUACUUUUACUUACAUAAAAGAGCUUGGUACUUCUACCACCACUGUAUUUCUUCCUGCUUAUUUUGAUAGUGUCUUUAAGAAUCAAGAUCAAUGCAAAAUCAAAAAUCCAUAAAAAAAAAAAAAAGA